This is a messenger RNA of Radiomyces spectabilis, 3558 nucleotides long. RefSeq lists its product as uncharacterized. Gene Ontology annotation, molecular function: ATP binding; ATP hydrolysis activity; magnesium ion binding. Lineage: Eukaryota; Fungi; Mucoromycota; Mucoromycetes; Mucorales; Radiomycetaceae. Gene Ontology annotation, cellular component: plasma membrane. Bases 1 to 3558 code for a protein of 1185 amino acids. Gene Ontology annotation, biological process: phospholipid translocation; post-Golgi vesicle-mediated transport; endocytic recycling. The transcript has 13 exons. The record is from RefSeq and is a predicted model, not a curated record.
AUGCUCGAACACUCUUUCAGUCCGCAAAAAGGCUUUUAUGAUAAGGACAAUGAUUAUCAUCAAAAACAGCGGCUGGAUCCCGCCACUGAUGAUAGCCAUGCAACCAUCACCGAAAAACCCAUCAAACGAUCUAAAUUUAGACUGUCAAGUGUAAGAGAUCUAUUUUGGAAACGAAAACAAAUACCGGAUGGCACACCACGCAUCGUCCACAUCAACAGUCCUCUACUGAACGAACAGCAAAAAUUCAUGGGCAACUCUGUUUCAACCGCCAAAUACAAUCCCAUCACAUUUUUACCGAAAUUUUUGUACGAAGAAUUCAGCAAAACGGCCAAUCUGUUCUUUUUGUUCAUCUCGGGUGUCCAGCAAAUCCCAAACAUCUCUCCCACCUCACGUUACACGACGGUGGUUCCACUUGUCAUCGUUCUCCUCAUCACGGCAGUCAAAGAAAUUGUUGAAGACUUUGGUGUGCAUCGAUCUGAUCGUGAACUAAAUGCUCGAUUAUGCAAGAUUUUUGAUGGAUCUCAGUUUGUUGAAAAGCGUUGGCGGGAUGUGAAAGUGGGUGAUAUUUGCAGAAUCGAGAGUUCCGAAUUCUUUCCUGCCGAUCUGAUUUUGCUCAGCAGUUCCGAACCGGAAGGUCUAUGUUAUAUCGAAACGAGCAAUUUGGACGGAGAAAUCAACUUGAAAAUCAAACAAGCGUUGCCUGAAACGGCCAAGUAUGUCUCACCUGCGCAGAUCGCCGGUUUCAGUGGAGUUGUAAAAUCCGAACAGCCCAACAAUCGACUCUACAACUAUGACGGUGCCUUAACCAUGCAAACUGACGAUGGCACUUCAAAACCCAAAGACCUGCCUCUUGAUCCCAAUAAGUUGUUGCUUCGAGGCGCGCAACUUCGAAACACUAGCUGGAUCUACGGUCUCGUUGUUUUCACCGGCCAUGAAACAAAACUCAUGUUAAAUUCCAGCAAAAAGCCAACCAAGACAUCCAAUGUAUCGCGUAUCACCAAUCGAAAUAUCUUGUAUCUUUUUAGUAUGCUGGUCCUCAUGAGCAUUCUCUGUUCGGUUGGUAACCUUGCAAUUUCCCUACGAGAUGGCGACCAGUUGUCUUAUAUACAAAUCCCAGCCACAGAACGAGGACGCGAAUUCGGGCUCAACAUUCUCACCUUUAUGAUUCUGUUUAAUAGUUUUAUUCCUAUCAGUUUGAUGGUGACGAUGGAAAUUGUCAAGUUCAUUCAAGCAACGAUGAUUGAUAACGAUCUUGACAUCUAUUACGAAAAGACCAAUACACCUGCCGUAGCACGAAGCAGCAGCUUGAUAGAAGAACUCGGUCAGAUCGAAUACGUAUUUUCGGACAAGACGGGUACGCUGACAUGCAACGAAAUGGAGUUCCGGGAGUGCUCCAUUGCUGGUUUAGCUUACGCUACGACUGCUGAUCCCGAUCGGCGCCCUCAAUCCGAGUACGAUAGUCACGGCCAAUAUUCCUUUCAGCAACUUGACGAUCAUUUGCAGAGAUCCAUGCACGCCAAUAUCAUUCACGAGUUUCUGACGGCGCUUAUGACCUGCCAUACGGUGAUUCCAGAAACGAAAGCGGAUAGCGACGAGAUCGUAUACCAGGCAUCCUCUCCUGACGAAGGUGCUCUUGUUACCGGCGCGAGUAAAAUCUUUCAGUACCACUUUUAUGCGCGACGCCCUCAUUCGAUCCACUGUACAAUCAAAGGCGUGGAUCAGGAAUAUCAAAUUUUAAACGUGUGCGAGUUCAACUCUACGCGAAAACGCAUGUCCGUAGUUCUUAAAGGAAUCGACGGCAAGAUCAAACUUUUUUGCAAAGGUGCAGAUACUGUGAUCAUGGAACGUCUAGCUGCGGCUAACAAUCAGUUUAUGAAUCCUACGUUGGAGCAUUUGGAGGAAUUUGCAUCGGAAGGUUUACGUACGCUAUGCUACGCGAUGCGCGAAAUUUCGGAUGAUGAGUAUGCUCGUUGGUCGCAGAUUUAUGACAAGGCAGCAACGACCUUGGUGGAUCGUGCCGAAGAAUUGGAUAAAGCAGCCGAAGUGAUUGAAAAGGAUAUGUUUUUAUUGGGUGCAACGGCAAUUGAAGAUAAACUUCAAGACGGCGUGCCAGAUACCAUUCACACGUUGCAAGAGGCUAACAUUAAGGUGUGGGUACUGACCGGCGAUCGGCAAGAAACAGCCAUCAAUAUUGGCUACAGCUGUAAGCUUUUGACGGAAGAAAUGGAUCUCAUUAUCUGCAACGAAGAAGAUCAUGAAUCUACUCGUUUGUUUCUCGAGAGAAAGUUGCAAGAUGCGCAGUUGCAAAGGGCUACUCAGAAUGAGCCUUUGGCACUCGUCAUUGAAGGCAAAGCGCUUACAUUUGCUUUGGAAAAAGAUUUGGAAAAAAUAUUUUACGACUUGGCGAUUUUGUGCAAGGCCGUCAUUUGUUGUCGUGUGUCUCCUCUACAAAAAGCACUCGUCGUAAAAUUGGUCAAGAAAUAUUCAAAAUCUAUUCUCUUGGCGAUCGGAGAUGGCGCCAAUGAUGUGUCCAUGAUUCAAGCUGCCCAUGUGGGUGUUGGUAUCAGCGGUGUGGAAGGUCUGCAAGCAGCGCGAAGUGCCGAUUUCGCGAUUUCCCAAUUCCGGUUCCUGAAAAAACUACUGCUUGUACACGGUGCUUGGGCAUACCAGAGACUGAGCAAGAUGAUUUUUUUCUACUUUUACAAAAAUGUUGCCUUGUAUUUAACACAGUUCUGGUAUGCUAUCUUUAAUGGAUUCUCGGGUCAAACGUUGUAUGAAUCGUGGACGAUGUCAUGCUUCAACGUUAUCUUUACCUUUCUGCCACCAAUGGCUAUCGGCAUUUUCGAUCAGUUCACAUCAGCUCGACUGCUGGAUAAAUACCCGCAAAUCUAUAUGCUCGGCCAAAGUAACGAAUUUUUCAACCAAAAGCGAUUUUGGGGUUGGAUCCUGAAUGCUGUGUAUCAUUCAGCUCUUUUGUUUUUCUUGGGAAUGGUGGCGUUCAAAGAGGACGGCGUGUUUCAAAGUGGAUGGACCGGUGGUCAAUGGUGGGUCGGCACCACGAUUUUCAGUGCUACUUUAGCGACCAUUCUGUGGAAAGCCGCUCUCAUCUCAGACAUAUGGACAAAAUAUACGUAUUUGGCGAUUCCUGGUUCGAUGGUAAUUUGGUUUAUCUUUUUGCCAUUUGUUGCCUAUGUGGGGCCGUUGCUGCCAUGGGGCAUCUUUUUGGAAUACGAAGGUAUUGUACCUCAGCUGUUUGGCAAUGUGAAUUAUUGGCUUUUCUUCAUUAUGAUUCCAUUUGCCUGCAUUCUUCGAGAUUAUCUUUGGAAAUAUUACAAACGCAUGUACCGUACGCGCAGCUAUCAUUACAUCCAAGAAAUUCAAAAAUUCAACUUGCCCGAUUAUCGACCACGCAUGGAUCGGUUCCGCCAAGCUGUUAACAAGGUGCGCAAGAUCCAACGACUCAAGCAAUCACGCGGUUUCGCCUUCUCUCAGGCCGAUUCCGAUCAAACGAAAAUCAUUAGAAUGUACGAUACUACACAGCAAAAACCCACGGGUUAA